GUGUAAGAAGUAAAUAAAUAAAGCCGAUAUCAUCGCUACCCUAUUUCAUUUUCAACAAAAUCGAACCAGCGCGGGGGUGUGUUAGCCAUGGAGCGUUUCUCCCCCACCACCACACUGUUCCAUUUCUUCCUCUUCUGGUUCUGCUUCUGGUUCUUCUCUUCCACACUCGCCGAUCACACUACCACCACGCUCAAAGGUUUUUCUUUUUUCCCCAAUUUCAAUUGCUACUGCAAAUCUUGGAGUCUUGAACGCCGCCGAAUGCUGUCUCCACCGCCCAUUGUAGUUUAUGUUAAUAUUGAAAGGCCAGUUUUGGAUGUAUCCCCUUCCCCACUUUCUGGGUAUCCAGCUGCUCAAGGGGUCAAAAACAUUUUGAAAUGUGAACGUGUUCAAGUUUCUGGUAUCUCAAGAUUGAAACUUGGGAGCUACGCUAAUUCAUUCCAUAUUACUCUGGCUCCAUCUGUUACAAUCCCAGAGAGAUUACAUAAUAAAAUUCAGGUUUGUUUCCACAGGAAUAAUACACUUGGAUGGUGUCAGUGUGAAAAGGAUGAAUGGAAGAGUGUACAGAAGGGGAUCUGGGAUGUUGUUAUGUCACCUUAUGAAACUAGAUAUGUUGAUGUGAGGAUUGAUGGUGACAUAUCAGGGCCUGUUACAGUUGCGCUUGAAGAAGAUUCUCAGCAAUGGCGCCUCGUUUGUCUUGCUAUCGGGCUGAUUCUGCUGUUGUUGGCUCCAAUUCUUAGCAAUUGGGUUCCAUUUUAUUAUAGCAGUUCGAUGGCUAUAGGAAUUUUUCUUGUCAUUAUAAUCCUUCUUUUUCAGGGCAUGAAAUUAUUGCCAACUGGAAGAAAAAAUAUCCUUUACUUUACCAUAUAUGGACCAGUGCUUUGGGUUGGGAAAUACCUGUUACACCAAUUCUCUAUGAUCGCAAAUUCAAUACUUCAGAGUUUUGGGAUGAAUGAAGAGAUGCACAACUUAGUUACUUUUAUUGUCCUACUGGUUAUCGUCUUGGCUGGGGCUGCUUUAGGCUACUGGAUUGUUAGGAGAUUUGUUAUUUCAAAAGAAGAUGGUAGUGUGGAUGCUGGGGUUGCUGAGUUUGUGAAAUGGGCAAUGCGCAUUUUUGGAUACACCUUCAUUUGGCAGAGCACUCUAGACCUUACUCUAGCAGUUGGAGCGUUGGUCUCUUCUGUAGCUGUUUGCGAACUUGUUUACUCGAUACAAUGGCUUCAUGAAUGGUAUGAAACUUCAGGGAAUGAUGAUUAUUCACUGGAGUGGAUGAAAGGAACACGUGGUCGUGCUGAAUUCCUUGGUAAGUCAACCCCUAAAAGAAAGAUGUCGAGAAGCCCUCAAGGAAAAUUAUGGAACAGCCCUAAAAGAUCAUCAUGGUCUGACUCCCCUGUGAGAGGUGUUGUAUCUCCAUCUUCUGGGAUUUCGCCACUAUCCUGUGUGGCUCAAGUAGAGCCGGAUUAUUAUUCAACCUUCCACAAGACUCGCAACAGAAAGAAGUUCACAAAGAACGAGUGGGAUGAGUUCACUAGAGAAUCCACUAAGCAAGCUCUAGCAGAAUGGGCAGCAUCUCCAGAAUUCACUGAGUGGGUCAUUGAGCACGCAGACCGGAUAAAACUCGUUCCAAGUGAGAAUUCAGACGAGGCAAUUGGAAGUGAAUCAGAUUCCACAGAGGUGGGAAGUGGGAAUGGAUUUCGGCUUUUCAAUUGGUGGUGACUCGAGUGUGAUCAAGAAUGCACUAACAAGUAGACAUUGUUUUUCCCAAUAGUUAGGUUACAUUGACAAGAGUGUGUACUUAGGGAGGAAUUUAGGUUUGUUCUAACCAGCAUGUAGAUAGUUUUAUUAGUUCCUGAAUUUUCCAAACUGCAAGCCUGGAUAAUCUUGCCAAGUUUAUUGUUACUGCAUCGGUUGUUUUGCCACUUUUGUUGCUUCUCUUAUUUUGUUUUCACAAUUUUUAGCAUUAUGUAG
Lotus japonicus is the source of this 1965-nucleotide messenger RNA. RefSeq lists its product as uncharacterized. Bases 88 to 1713 code for a protein of 541 amino acids. Lineage: Eukaryota; Viridiplantae; Streptophyta; Magnoliopsida; Fabales; Fabaceae. The transcript has 11 exons. The record is from RefSeq and is a predicted model, not a curated record.